Molecule: messenger RNA, 2551 nt
Organism: Linum tenue
Lineage: Eukaryota; Viridiplantae; Streptophyta; Magnoliopsida; Malpighiales; Linaceae
Source: the annotation of a GenBank genome assembly
UCUUUAAUCAUUCAGAAAAAUUACGAGCUCUAUCAUUUAACCUAAACCCAAACGAGGCAGUGAUAUCCAGUCCAGAAUAUUAUUUCCGAAAUCCAAUCGACAUGAUUAAAACGCUCAUGCUGCCCAUAACACGGCCCAAAAAGAAAGAAGAUCGGACGGCCAUAAGGACCAUGAUGCAAGUUUAAUAAGGUUCCAGGAUCUAAUUGUAACUAACCCCACCGGAAGCCAACUUGACAGAAAAUCCCAUCCAAAGCCAAUCAAUCGAAACUCGGAGGAAUGGAAACGGCAAUGGCGAUGCCGGCAGCAGCAGCUAGCGGUACUGCGACUGCCACGGCGACCAAGCUGAACCUGUCUUCUCCACUCUCCCUCCAACACUAUUCCUUCACACUGAUUCGCCAUAGCCACCAACGCCAAUGGCCAUCCACCAGAAUAACCACGAGAACAAGACUACAGGUGCGCUCCUCUCUCCAGGAACUUCCGGUCCUAAUUUCGUCGCCGCCAACACCAGACCUUACUUCCGCCUACUUGCUGGCGGAAGGCGCUACCUACUCCUUGGCUAGCUACUAUACUUCCCUCGGUCUAUUCGUCAUCUCUCUUCCUGGUCUCUGGUCGCUCAUCAAGCGCUCUGUUAAAUCCAAGGUUGUGCAGAAGACAUUUAUACGGCAAGAAGAAGGCCAGAAGAAAGCUCCACCCAACCAAGUCGCCGGAGAGAUAUUAUCCUUCUUCACUCGCAACAAUUUUGCAGUGGCCGAUAGAGGAGAGACAAUCACGUUCGAAGGCAUGAUGGUUCCCAGCAGAGGGCAAGCUGCAUUACUCACCUUCUGCACUAGCAUUAGCCUAGCCAGCGUCGCCUUAGUCCUCACCAUCACUUAUCCCGACAUCGGCAAUAACUGGUUCUAUAUCACCAUCUUCAGUCCUCUGGCGGGAGCAUACUACUGGAGCAAAGCAUCUAGGAAGGAGCAGAUCAAGGUUAAGAUGAUAGUUGCAGAAGAUGGCACCUUGCAAGAGGUUGUUGUUCAAGGAGAUGAUCAGCAGGUUGAGCAGAUGAGGAAGGAACUGCAGCUGAAUGAGAAAGGCAUGAUCUAUGUAAAGGGCAUCUUUGAGAAAUGAUCAUCCUUAGUAUUAUUCACCUGUAAUCAUCACAUUCAUGAAGCAAAGCAACUCUCACAAGUAUCUAUUUCCACAGCAUUCAAUCUCAGUGGUGAAUAUGAUUAUUGAUCAGCAAUUCGAGGUGCAUUUGAACAAGAUUAUACAGGUUCCAAAAGAAAAGAAAAUUUAUUCAGAAGCAGAAAAGAUAAACACUUGCAGAGUCCAUGCUAGAUAUACAUCUGUGGACAUUCCGGAAAUGGAAACGUUCAACCAAUAAUAAAAAAAGCAAUGUCUGCCACGAACUCUUCGGCAUUAUCUAGACCAAAAUUCGAUGAAAGUAACACGAAUAACUUGAGGAUCGAGUGUGUAGCCUCGAGAAACACACUCGAGAGAACUCAGCCAAUCAGCAACUUAUUCUCUUCCAAAAAGGAAUAGGUAGGCACCUCCAAGUUGUAAGGUGCUGGGCCCUUCCGAAUCCUACCAGAGAUGUCGUAGUGAGAUCCAUGGCAUGGGCAAAACCAUCCACCAAAAUCACCAGCAUUGGGCAAAGGGAUGCAGCCCAAAUGCGUGCACACCCCAAUAACAAUCAGCCAUUCUGGGUUCUUCACCCUGGCCUCAUCUGGCUGUGGGUCUCGGAGAGAUGCCAACUCGACACUGUUUGCCAGUUUGAUGUCAUCUUCCGUUCGCCUCCUAAUGAAAACUGGCUUCCCGCGCCACUUCACAGUCACAGUGGUCCCUGGUUCGAUGCUGGAGAGGUCAACCUCAAGAGAGGCAAGGGCCAGAACAUCCUUACUGGCCGACAUACUGAGGACGAAUUUGAGGAUGAGGAGACGGAUGAGGGAAGCAUACACAAAUCGACCGCCAGAGAGAACAAAGUAAGCGAAAGCUCGUUUGCUAGGGUCACCAGGUGGCAGGCGCUCGUGGUUGUACUCAUCAUAGACUAUCUUAGGUGAGGGAUUCUUGAGAGCAUGCACAGUUGCUAAGGUGCCAGGAGCAAUGCCUUCCUCGUCUACUGAGGCAAGUGAUCCAGAAGCAAAACCUGACAGGGACAUGGAAGGGGAAGUAAAAGCUGAAGAAGCGGUCGGCCUUGACCUCGUCGGCGGAAGGCGACGAAUCCGCAGAAACCCGGUUAAUGGGAUUCUGCGUCCCGAUCGCAGAGAGAGCAUGGUUGGGCCUCAACGACGGGGAGGAGAGAGAUGUAAGACGCCGUAAUCCAAUUCUCAACAUCGUCUUCUUCUCUCCUUCGCUAUUCGGUAGUUACCUUAUUGCUUACACCCAAAAAUCCGGAAAACACUUCUUCGCCGGAGGGGGCCGCUAAUCUCGAUGAGGAUUUCGAUUGAAUUGAAUUGCUCUUCCUGCUGUUUGGCCUACAGCUCUUCGCUCUGUAAAAGCUUUCGGGAAUUUCUUUUGUUUUGACGAGCGUGGGAUCGUGGGCUCUGGAUUUUGCCGCGUCAUCGAGCAC